Varanus komodoensis (Komodo dragon) is the source of this 3971-nucleotide messenger RNA. RefSeq names its product DnaJ heat shock protein family (Hsp40) member C27 (gene DNAJC27). Gene Ontology annotation, molecular function: GTP binding; GTPase activity. The record is from RefSeq and is a predicted model, not a curated record. Lineage: Eukaryota; Metazoa; Chordata; Lepidosauria; Squamata; Varanidae. The coding region runs from base 164 to 976 and encodes 270 amino acids. The transcript is spliced from 7 exons.
GCGUUGUGCGGGCCUUAGUGGCGGCAGUGCCAAGCGAGCCAUGGGGAGCGGGGCGGCGGAGGUCGAGGUGCGGGUGAGGGUCCCGAGCGGCGGGCCUGCCGAGGGCCCUUGAGCCGUUGUCCUGCUUCGGUGAGGAGAGAGGCCUCCUCUCCUCCCCUCGGCGAUGGAGGCGAAACGGAAGGAACCGCGCAAGUCUUUGCGGAUCAAAGUCAUCUCCAUGGGCAACGCGGAGGUAGGCAAGAGCUGUAUUAUAAAGCGAUACUGUGAGAAGAGGUUUGUGCCCAAAUACCUUGCAACAAUUGGCAUAGAUUAUGGUGUCACCAAAGUGCAGGUUCGGGACCGGGAAAUCAAAGUGAACAUCUUUGACAUGGCUGGACACCCCUUCUUCUAUGAGGUGCGCAAUGAGUUUUACAAGGACACCCAGGGCGUCAUCCUAGUGUACGAUGUUGGGCAGAAGGAAUCAUUUGAUGCUCUGGACAUGUGGCUUGCUGAGAUGAAGCAGGAACUUGGACCACAUGGAAACAUGGAAAACAUUGUCUUUGUGGUUUGUGCCAACAAGAUUGACUGUACCAAGCUCCGCACUGUAGAUGAAAGUGAAGGUCGGCUGUGGGCAGAAAGUCGGGGCUUCCUUUAUUUUGAGACCUCAGCCCAGACUGGAGAAGGAAUCAAUGAGAUGUUCCAGACUUUCUACUCUGCCAUUGUUGAUCUGUGUGACAACGGUGGAAAGCGCCCACUGUCCAGCAUGAGCAUCAGUUUCACCAAGGAGCAAGCGGACACCAUCCGGAGAAUCCGCAGUAGUAAGGACAGCUGGGACAUGCUGGGUGUCAAGCCAGGCGCCACCAGGGAUGAGGUGAACAAGGCUUACCGGAAACUGGCCGUGCUGCUCCACCCGGACAAGUGCAUGGCCCCUGGCAGCGAGGACGCCUUCAAGGCAGUGGUCAACGCACGGACUGCCUUGCUGAAAAACAUCAAGUAAAAUGGGGAGGACACGCUCUCGCCCACGAACAAGCUUCCCAGCCCCUGUGAGAAAGCAGCCUCCGUCCCUUCCGUUUCAGGCCAGACAAGGGGCAAGAACCGGUGGAGCCGCCGCUGCUGCUGCCACCGCCGCAGGGUCAGUGCAGGUUGCCUGUCCGUGGUGGAAUCCCACUCCACUGGAACGCCUCAGCCCUUGUGGAGGAAAGGGAGGGCCAGUUUCCGUGGCGGCCCUGCAUUCUGUUAUCCCAGAAGCGGUGCAUAAAUUCAGCCUGCUGGUUACUGUGGAGUCGCUUCUCUUGGCCCUGCACUUGGUCAUGUGCCCUUCGCCUCGGAUCCACGUCCUUGAGAAGUGACCUGUGGGCCCUUGCCUUUCCCCGCACCGUGGCUGUUUGUGGCAGCCACCUGGCACCUUUACUGGUUUAUAUGAUCUCUCACACGUGCACACACACACGCAUGGAUAAGAAAACAUGGCUGCUGGAAGUGGAGCACUGGCGCUGUUAUGAGCCGGAUAUGGAUGGGGCAGGAGAUGGGCUGCUCCACUCGCCACUGGAGCCGUACUCUCCAGGCCUGUGUCUCUGGUGUGUUCGCUUUCCUUCCCUGGGACUAGCAGGGCUUGUUCCAGACCCCUGCCCUUCCCUCUUCUCUCAUGUGGGAGUCACACACUGUGGCCCAAUUCCUAGCUUACAUUCCAGCCGAUUCUGAAUAUGAAUCAGCAGACAGGGAAUCCAUGUUCAGUGGAAGGAGAGAUUUGAAAUCCCAAAGCUAGGAAAUCUGUUUUAGCCUUUCAGGUGAAAAAAUGAGGGAUUUGCAUUUUCCAGAUCACUCUCUUAAAGCUGGUGAUCUAAUUAGUGAAUAUGGGAUACGGGUGCCAUUGUCUUAGGAUACGUUUGAAUCUGGGAAGUAAAGUAGUUGGUUUCUCUGUGGAAAGCCUCUCUCUGUAUCUGACUCCUUCAGAACUUGGUUGCCAGUGGGCUGUUCUGGCUAGCACAGGGGCAGUGGUUCUUCUAGCAGGUCUUCAUCUCUCCCUGCCUCCUCUUCCUCCAUUCUUCCCAACAGCGCCAUCUGGACCACCACAUGAUAAUAUAGCGGGAAGUAGAGGAGAGGUGGAGAGGCAUGUAGGCAGAAGUGAGACCCCUUCUUGGCUGUGUCUCCUCCCAGUUCCCCAAAAUAAUAGAUGAGGGGCAGAACAGCGGCCUGGUUUGCACUGGGGGGGGGGGCAUGAAUCGACCCACGCCUGCACCCUGGAGCCAGCAGUUGCCAGGUCGUUACCUGACGCUCUCUCGUGGGUCCCCACGCUUCCGCAGACUGCUUUCAGAAAACGCUGCCGCGAGCAGUUUCGGUCAGGAGAGGCCCUUCUGCAGGAGAGGCAGCCCUCUCAGGGUGGCCGAGGGCGAGCCUUGCAAGGCCGCUGGCCUGGGCAGCCUUUACUGCGAGCUUCCGCUUUCGAUCAAGCAGUUCAGGGAGCAAAACCCUUCCGACCUUGGCCUUAAUUCAGUUCUACGCUGCAGUGUGGCCAUACGCCUUGAGCAGUGGCGGUUUUAAGCUUGCAGACUUCUGCAUAUCCCCAGUGAUGUCCCAGCAUCUCCAGUUACCCUCUUGACAACCGGAGCUCUUGUCUUCUGACCGCCGUGAAUGCCCCCAUGUGCUCACGCAUUCGCUGUGCGUUUUCGCAGUUGCACUCUUCUGCCUUCUGUUUUGUGCUCCACACGGCGGUCUGCGUUCUCACUGCUCUCUUGUGCCAACUGAUGCUUCUGUUCAGAAGUUGACUUCUUCUGUUGACGUCCAUCUGCACCACCCCGCUGGCUUAGGCUGUGAGCCCAGUAACGGGUCUUUGCUGUCUACAGCCUGGAGCUUGUGAGACGCUAUAGCUCUUAGCGAUCAGUUCAAAAGACAGCAGGAUUGCCAAACAGAAGUGGUUUUUAAUUCACUGUAAAUGCAGGAACACCUCAAAGAAAAGACACUGCUUGUCCUUUUGAAGGCUGAGAAACUGGUCUGUCAGUUGCCCCUCCCUCUGUGUUAUCUUGCGCACUUACACAAAAGGAAGACCAGCAGUCAGGACAAUCCAGGAGACCUGAGCUUACACAGGGCAGGUAGGAGGUGGAAUCCAGUGAGAUUUCUUCUGCAGUGACAUUUUUUCCCUGUUACACCACAAAUUAAUUCUUCUAGUUCCAUUCCGAAGUUACUGGUUCCUAUCCUUGCUUUUGGGUGAAGAGCUUUUCUUUUCUUUUUCUUUUUUUUUUUGCCAAGGCUAUUGAAGUUCCAGUCAGCACUUUGCAGGAAAAAUUGCAUGGAGACUUUUUUAUUCUGUGACAUGACACCUUGCUUGAACCCAAGUGCAACACAAAGGAACUGAAACACCAAAUAUUGUGAAAGUGGUGUUGUAGACUGGUCAGACCUGGGCCUGGCAAAUUUGCCUGGUUGGCAGGCCACUAUGCUCUCAGAUGCUAGUUACUAAGCAUUUAAUGUCAAUGGUAAACUCUGCCGACACUAGUAUAAUUUGCCACAUGCUGGCAUGCUGCUCUGCUUGAGGCCUGAAUCAGCAAGGAAAGGGUAUCUGCAUGCAAUAGUGAACAGAAUGAUUGUGCAUGAGCAUCUGGCCCCCCUUCCUGUUUAUAAGCCAUGAGCAGUCGUAACCCGGCAAGGGCUCCUCCUGCCUUCACACCAGAGCUUGGUGCAAAAGAGUUCAUUUGCUCCUGAAGGAGAUCAAAAGCAAAUGUAGGCUGGUUAAGCUCUAAGCCAUAAGGACGGGACCUCUUUUUCAGAGCAUUUCCAGAGCAGCCGGCAUCCUUCCUUGCGAGUUGUAUGGUUUCAGUGCAUUGCAUUAAUGCAAUGCAAACAACUUACAGCAAAAGAUCCUCAACAUCAACUGAAAGUGUUGGUCGCCUAACAUGAGCCGAUGGAAAAUGCUGAAAUGUCUACACCUGCAUGUCCUUGUGUAGAAAACCUUGAAGUUUAUGUAUUAUUUUUUUACAAGAUUAAAUAGGAUUUAAAAUGCA